Messenger RNA from Paramormyrops kingsleyae, 1336 nucleotides. RefSeq names its product zinc finger, CCHC domain containing 17 (gene zcchc17). Lineage: Eukaryota; Metazoa; Chordata; Actinopteri; Osteoglossiformes; Mormyridae. Gene Ontology annotation, molecular function: zinc ion binding; RNA binding. Gene Ontology annotation, biological process: RNA stabilization. The record is from RefSeq and is a predicted model, not a curated record.
GUACAUAAUCAAGUCAAGGAGCGUCUAAAGAUUGCGGUGGAUGGAGUUUGACUGAAGAUUUCUGUUCUUUGAAAUAGUACAGGUUCACGAGUGGGUUAGUUUUUCACGAAACAAAUAUAUAGCACCAAGGCAGCAUGCAUACGACAUUGCUGACUGUUUUGCUAGUCAUAGAUUUUCCAUUGCUGGCUAGGUAGCUAGAUAGUGAGUUUGCGAAUGCAAAGUUAAUAAUAUAGUCAAUCGUCAGGCAGUGUAUUGAACGCCAGUGAAGUGACAUCACCUAUCCGUAUCUGAACUAGUAACUCAAGCCGCAAGCCUUAAUCACUUAAAAGAUCGAUGGAUGGGUUUCGCGGCAGAGAACGGGUGGACCUCGACGAGCUGCCUGAACUGCACACCAUACUGCGCGGAGAGGUGGCAUCUGUCACAGCCUAUGGAGCUUUUGUGAAAAUUCCCGGCUGCAGAAAACAAGGGCUGGUCCAUAAGAGUGAAAUGUCGUCCUCCCGUGUGGAGAACCCCUCCGAGAUUUUGGAUGUAGGAGAGAGAGUCUGGGUGAAGGUCAUUGGGCGUGAGAUACAGGAGGGAAAAGUGAAACUUUCAUUUUCCAUGAAAGUUGUAAAUCAAGGCACUGGAAAGGACCUGGACCCCAACAAUGUGGUGUUAGAGCAGGAUGAGAGAAAACGACGGCAGUUCAGAGACCACUCCAGUCAGAGGAUAACGCUGGAGGCUGUCCUCAACACCACAUGCAAGAAGUGUGGUUGUAAGGGACACUUUACUAAGGACUGCUACUCCAAGCCUGGCCUGCAGUAUAGCCUGGUGCCUGAGGAAGAGGAGGAGCCCAGUCAGUCUGCCCAGACACACCCCCAGAGUAAAAAGGAGAAGAAGGUGAAGAAGAGGAAGGAGAAGAGAGAGACCUCCACGGACUCCAGCGACAGCGAGGACUGCCGCAGGCCGGCCAAGCGGGGGCGCUCCGCCAGCGAGACAGGCAGCGGAGAGGGCAGAAAGAAGGACAAGAAGGAGAAAAAGAAGAAGAAGAAGAAAAAGAAGCACAAGAAAGGAAAACACAGAUCUCACAGCAAGCAGGAGUGAGAAAGGCGUCCCUGGCGAAGCAGACGGCCUGCGGCAGCCCGGGGGAGUGCAGUGGCCCCCAUGUUCUCAGACGGCUCUGGACCAGCAGAACCACUCCAGUGUAACCGGACCUCUGGGUCCUUUUCCUGAGCUGCAUAUCACUGUAUUCUCUUUUUAUUUUUGUAUUUUUAAUGUGUUUAAAUCGCUGUUUUCUUCUCACUUAACACAGAGCAGGAGAAUUCUGUGUUGUGUAAAUAAAACGCCAUCUGACAAA